Messenger RNA from Herpailurus yagouaroundi (jaguarundi), 1762 nucleotides. RefSeq lists its product as uncharacterized. The transcript is spliced from 5 exons. The coding region runs from base 971 to 1741 and encodes 256 amino acids. The record is from RefSeq and is a predicted model, not a curated record. NCBI's taxonomy places the organism in Eukaryota, Metazoa, Chordata, Mammalia, Carnivora, Felidae.
UUUUUCCCAUUUUAUUCAGUUGCUGUGAUUUCACAUCUGUCAAUGCCAGGAACACUGAUACGGUAGGCGUCGGGAACCAAAAAGCCUGGGUGUCAGUGGCAAAAACUAUAAAGUCUUAAACAGUUUCUUUAUUGCACCCAUUUGUCCACAGAUCUUGUGUCUAGAUUUGAUUUGGUAUUUCCUCCAUUUUAUUCCCUGGGAUUCAUCCAAGAAGCCCCCUUUCCUUCAUGGUUGAAAAGCCCACAGAUGCAUCAUCCUGUGUUGAAUACUUCUCAAGUGACCCCAAAGCUGUCAUCACCCGAGGCUUUUCUGCCAACCAUGGGGAUUGCUGAGAAGACACCCUUGGGAGUAUUUACACAGACAACCAAAGGACAUCUCAAAAUAUCAGCUGCUUUCACCUCUCACAAACAAGCUUCCCAAUCCAUAAUAUCACGUCCAGAUCAACCCUGGUCCGCCAUCUUGCUGAAAUAAAUAGGCGUCUCCCCUGCUCAUGGAUGUGGGCAGAUCUGUGUCUCUUUAGAGUUCCAAGCCCAUGGAGGUACAUGAAUAGGCAACUGUUUAGAACAGCACCUGCUUCCCGAUCAGGGAGAUACCCAUAAGAACAGGGGGAUGUAUUUUGCUUCACAACGCCCUCCCCGACCCAAGUAAAACGCCUCCUUAAAAUGGCACGUGCAUUAGAACACAAAAGGGAGAAAACAUGCAGAGGUAAGCAGAGCUAAAAUCCCUUCUGUAGGACGGAAGCCUGUUUAAACAGGCUUGGGGACUCCACCCACAACCUUCUAACAUGAACAUCAUAAUGUCAACAUUCCAAAGGAGGCCAGAGCCCCAGAAUCAGGGUCUAGGAUGCCAGAGAAAGGAUGGAGAGGGAUGCCCAUGAGUCCUGGGAUUUUGUACAAGGGCAAAGGCUAAGGAGCAGGAAAUCAAGUGUGAAAUUCUAUCAACACUGCUGAAUCUGGACACCAUCCUAAGAAUGCCCCACUUCACUAGUUGGAAGGUCUCCCAAGUAAGCAAAAGCUUGACGCCAUAUGACAAUGUCAGAGUCCCCCACGAGAGGAAGGAGGAGGACCUGCCUGCACACCAGCCCUUGCCUGAUGGGCAGACGCGGCCGAGGGGGGAAGGUGUCCAGAUCGCUAAGGACACAGCCGAUGACGAGGCUACCAGGGAAGGCCCGCCUCUCGGCAAAACAGAACCGCGGAAAGACGCCAAGGACUGGAAGCUGCCGAUCCCGCUGGGACCCAUUUAUCCACCGUUAAUCUCGAGUCUGAGCACCACCAAAGCUGUGGGGCGAAGCUGGGACUUGACUCCUCUGAUGGCAAAGAGCUUACGAAUACCUGACGUGCCUGUGGCCUGUGUGCUCCCGAAGGGCCCAUUCUGGUACUCUGUGGACACGAAGGCAGAGAAGAGACUGGCCGGUCGGAAGGAGCGCCGCAGCCGCUUUGGGGACGUCAGCGUGCACAAGCGCUACCAGCUUGGGAAGAUCUUCAGCCCCUUCCAGGCCCUCGCCACCACGGAGAUGCGAACACUGUCGUUUCCCCGAGACCUGCCCACGAAUCCGCACGUGCAGAGAAUGGGCACCCCACGCCCCGCGGAUGGGAACCUCCACGUUCUAUCCCUGUCCUCCACGGAGCCGGGCGCCAGAAAGGAUGACAACAACCCCGCGAAAGAGAAGGCAGCGAGUCACAUUAAAAUGCCUUUAUUCCCCCCAAUAGUUAAAGCAACAAAAUCUAGUGACACGAAAUAAUAAAAAAUUUUAAAACUGCGA